This is a messenger RNA of Mya arenaria, 3909 nucleotides long. Its product is annotated as UDP-N-acetylglucosamine--peptide N-acetylglucosaminyltransferase 110 kDa subunit-like. The coding region runs from base 87 to 3215 and encodes 1042 amino acids. The transcript has 21 exons. The record is from RefSeq and is a predicted model, not a curated record. NCBI's taxonomy places the organism in Eukaryota, Metazoa, Mollusca, Bivalvia, Myida, Myidae. Gene Ontology annotation, molecular function: protein N-acetylglucosaminyltransferase activity; protein binding. Gene Ontology annotation, biological process: protein O-linked glycosylation.
UCGACAGUGUUUUUCUAUGCUUGAUCCGGGGCCGCAACAAACAAGGAAUUGGGGCAAUAAUUUUGUCAAAAAGCAGACAAUACAACAUGAGCAACGGUUUCAUGAGAGACAAAGAUGUAGUUGCUGUUUCCACAGCAGAAGGGGUCGUAGUUAUCACAGGCCUAGCAGAGCUUGCCCACGCUGAGUACCAGGCUGGAGACUAUGAGUCCGCAGAGCAGCACUGCAUGCAGCUAUGGAGACAGGAGCCAGACAACACGGGUGUCCUGCUAUUGCUCAGCUCCAUACACUUCCAACAGAGGAAACUGGAAAGGUCAGCAUACUUCAGUCAGCUAGCCAUCAAACAGAGUCCAACUCUGGCGGAGGCCUAUUCCAAUCUAGGAAAUGUGUAUAAAGAGAGAGGUCAGCUUCAAGAAGCAUUAGAGAACUACAGAUAUGCAGUGAGAUUAAAACCUGACUUCAUAGAUGGUUACAUCAACCUGGCAGCAGCUCUGGUCGCUGCUGGAGACAUGGAACAGGCGGUGCAGGCAUACGUUACAGCCCUGCAGUAUAAUCCUGACUUGUACUGUGUGCGGAGCGACUUGGGGAACCUUCUGAAGGCUCUUGGCAGGCUGGACGAGGCUAAGGCCUGUUACCUAAAGGCAAUAGAGACACAGCCCAACUUUGCUGUUGCGUGGAGCAACCUUGGGUGUGUGUUCAAUGCUCAAGGAGAGAUAUGGUUGGCAAUCCACCACUUUGAGAAGGCUGUUGCACUUGAUGCCCAUUUCCUGGAUGCCUACAUCAACCUGGGGAAUGUUCUCAAAGAGGCUAGAAUAUUUGACAGAGCUGUGGCCUCCUAUCUUCGAGCGCUUAACCUCAGUCAAAACCAUGCAGUGGUCCAUGGGAACUUGGCCUGUGUCUACUAUGAACAAGGCUUGAUUGAUCUGGCUAUUGAUACAUACAAGCGAGCCAUAGAGCUCCAGCCAAACUUCCCCGAUGCUUACUGCAACCUAGCGAACGCUCUUAAGGAGAAGGGUAAGGUCCAGGAGGCUGAGGAAUGCUACAACACAGCCCUUACACUUGCUCCGAACCACUCGGACUCUCUGAAUAACUUGGCCAACAUCAAACGUGAGCAGGGUAACACUGAGGAUGCCGUGAGUCUGUACCUGAAGGCCCUUGAGGUUUUCCCAGAGUUUGCUGUGGCCCACUCCAACCUUGCCUCCGUCUUACAGCAGCAGGGGAAAUUACAUGAGGCACUUCUUCACUAUAAGGAAGCCAUUAGAAUCAACCCCACAUUUGCUGACGCUUACUCCAACAUGGGCAACACACUGAAGGAGAUGCAGGAUGUGCAGGGAGCUCUACAGUGUUACACCCGUGCCAUUCAGAUCAACCCCGCAUUUGCCGAUGCACACAGUAACCUCGCCUCUGUACACAAGGAUUCAGGGAACAUCCCUGAAGCCAUUCAGUCCUAUAGGACAGCCCUCAAGUUGAAGCCGGAGUUCCCAGAUGCCUACUGUAAUCUAGCUCACUGUCUACAGAUUGUGUGUGACUGGAGUGAUUAUGGUGAGCGUAUGAAGAAACUUGUACAGAUUGUGGACGACCAGUUAGAGAAGAACAGGCUGCCCUCCGUCCACCCUCACCACAGCAUGCUGUACCCUCUACGACAUGAUAUGAGAAGGGACAUAGCAGCCAAGCACGCCAACCUUUGCCUUGAGAAGAUCAACAUUCUACACAAGCCCUCAUAUGAGCACCCUAAGGACCUUACAGCCAGUGGGGGUAGACUCAGGAUUGGCUAUGUGAGCUCAGACUUUGGCAACCACCCGACCUCUCAUCUCAUGCAGAGUGUACCUGGCCUGCAUGACAAGGACUCCGUGGAGAUAUUCUGCUAUUCAUUGAGUCCCGAUGAUGGAACCUCAUUCAGAGCGAAGGUGUCAAAAGAAUCGGAACACUUCCUAGAUUUAUCACAGAUUCCCUGUAACGGGAAGGCUGCGGACCGAAUCAGCGCUGAUGGAAUCCAUGUUUUGGUGAACAUGAAUGGCUACACGAAAGGAGCCCGCAAUGAGCUGUUUGCCCUCAAACCUGCUCCUGUUCAGGUGAUGUGGCUGGGCUACCCAGGCACGAGUGGUGCUCCAUUUAUGGACUACAUAGUUACAGAUUCAUUCACUUCACCUAUAGAACUGGAAAACCAAUACACUGAAAAAUUGGCGUACAUGCCGGACACAUUUUUCAUCGGUGAUCACCGCCAUAUGUUCCCACACAUGCUUGAGAAAAUAAUGGUACGCGGAGAAGAGGGUGAUGAAUUCUCUGACAACAACAUCGUCCUCAAUGGCAUUGACCUAGUAGACAUCAAGUCUCACACCUCUGUCAAGAAGGUGACAGUAGAGUGUGCCCCUGGGCAGACAGUUGACGAGGGAGAUGGACAGCCAGGCCGAGUGACGUACGAGAGUAUUUGUCUGCCUGUGCGAACAGUCCUUGCACAGAUGAACCAGACAGGUCUCGCCCACGCCUCCAUCUCCAACAUCACAAUACAGAACGGCGUCACCACAACACAGACAAACAACAAGUGCGCUACUGGUGAGGAAAUCCAGAAGCAUGUCAUAAUCAGUGCACGCUGCCACUACGGCCUCCCAGAGGAUGCAGUUGUAUACUGCAACUUCAACCAGCUGUACAAGAUUGACCCGGACACCCUAGAGAUGUGGUUUGAUGUGCUCAAGAACGUGCCCAACAGCGUUCUCUGGCUGCUCCGCUUUCCAGCCGUUGGGGAGCCCAAUGUGCUGCAGAGCGCCAAGAAUGCCGGCCUAGACAGCAGCAGGGUUGUAUUCUCUCCAGUGGCUCCAAAGGAGGAGCAUGUACGUCGUGGUCAGCUGGCUGACGUUUGUCUGGACACGCCCCUCUGUAAUGGCCACACCACUGGAAUGGACGUCCUUUGGGCAGGAACCCCAAUGGUCACUUACCCGGAGGAAACACUUGCUUCCCGCGUAGCUUCCUCUCAGCUGAAGGCCCUGGGCUGCCCGGAGCUGAUUGCCAAGGACAGGGAGGAUUAUGUUAGGAUUGCUGUAAAACUUGGGACUGACAAAAGCUAUUUGAGUGCCAUGCGUGCAAAAGUGUGGAAGGCCAGACUAACAAGCCCAUUGUUCAACUGCAAGACAUACGCACGAAACCUUGAGCGUCUCUUCUGGCAGAUGUACAAGGUCUACUCGCAGGGAAGUCCGCCACAACAUGUUACACAGCUAGAGUAGAGAUAUGCAGUAGUGAUCUUACUCUCCAAUUGUAUAUUCUUGGGUUUUCAUAGGAGUUACCUGUACCUAUUUGUAAUAGAUAUUACAAGAGUGAUUGUAAAUGUCAAACUUUGUUAUAAUACAGAGUUUCAACCCCUUUGAAACAAAAAUGUGCUUCACCUGAUUCCCCUCACAUUAAAGUACUUUGUUUGGUCUUCAUCUUCAGUAUGCAUGUCUUCUUUCUUUAAGUAUGUUGAUUAUUAUCUGUAUGUUAAUAUAAAACCAUGUUUUUAUUGCACAGAAAAUCCAGAUAUGUGAAAGAAAAUACAAUGGAUUAUUUGUCUGAUAACAUUUGUUAUGUUUAAUAUACAUGUUCUUGGCAAUUGUUUGACAAUUGUUACCCAGUGCAUAUUUCUAUUUUGACCUGUGAAUGUCGUUUGACCUGUAAAUGUCGUUUGACCUGUAAAUGUCGUUUCAUCACUGACACUAAACUAAAUGUAUACUAUUUAUUCAUAUAUGAAUAUCUGUAUUUAUUUCUUUAAGUGAACUUGAGAUAAAUGGAAUUGCUAUCUGUUAUAGAAAGUAUGUUCAAAUUUUAUGUCUUGUUAAUGAAUAAUGUAUUUAUUUCAAUUGUAAUCUUUUACAACACUGUUUUAAUCAUGUAGCUUGUAUAUAUAAUUGUUGGGAGUCUAUUGUAAAUAAACUUUUAAGUCGC